CUCUGCAGGCCCAAGAUGGCGGCGCCCGGCGGGGCGGGCGCGGCGCCGAUGGCGAUGGCGAUGCCGAUCGCGGCCCCCAUGCUGCUCCCGGAGCCGCCGCCCUUCCCGGCAUGGCUGGCAGCGCGCCUGGACGCGCUGGGGCUGGACCGAGCCGUGUACGGCGCCUACAUCGAGGGGCUGCUGCGGGAGGAGGAGAGCGAUGAGGAGCGGCUGGAGGCGCUGCGGGCCGUGCUGGCCGCCUGCCUGGAAGAAGAUCUCUUGAAUGAUGUGUGCAGGGAGGUUGUGGAGAGGUGGUCUGACUCCCAGGUCGUUGAUUCCAAAGAGGAGAAAGAAGAUGAGGUCCAGGCCAUUGCCAGCAUGAUGGAGAAGCAGGCCAGGAUAGUGGUGAAGCCCAAGGAGGUGUCCCAGGAGGAGAAGCAGAGGAAGGCUGCGCUCCUGGCCCAGUAUGCCAACGUGACUGACGAGGAGGAUGGUGGGGAUGAACAGGAUGGAUUGACAACAGCUGUAAAUAUUGGAUCAGAAAAAUGUAUCCUUUCAAUUCCUGGUGACUCAGGCUUGCCUCCAUGGCAGUGUCACAGGUGCCCUCAGGCAGAGCAUUGUGAGCCCUUAGCCCUGCCCAGCAUUGUUCAGAAACACCAACGUGGAGGAUGUGCUGAAUGCCAGGAAACUGGAGCGGGAGCUGCUGAGGGAUGAGUUCCAGAAGAAGAAAGAGCAGGAUAAACUGCAGAGGGAGAAGGACAAGCUGGCCAAGCAGGAGAGGAAGGAGAAGGAGAAGAAACGAACACAGAAAGGGGAGCGGAAACGGUAGCUGGUGAUUUCCAGUUGGACUCUGAAAGGAUAAAAUUAAUUCUGAAUAUGGUGUGUGUUUAAAAAGCAGCAAGAAUUCCAGGCACGUGGCUGGGAGCAGGUCUUGGAAAGUGGUGCCUUUUUUUCCUUUUUGUUUUGUUUUGUUACUUAGCAGAACAGAAUCUCUGAGCAGCUCCUGGACUCAGUGUGCCCUGUGCUUGUGGUAUCAGUGCUUGUGUACCAAAGAAGGGUGAAGUGAUUAUGUCUGUCUUGUUAAAUUGAUCCAUUUUUACUUCUGACCACCUGGCAGCAGAGCAUGGUGUAGGAGCAGCCCCUGCACUGGCUGUGGUUUGAGGUUUGAGCAGGACAUGCUGCUCCAGGGCACACACAUGAAUUCAUUGCCACAAGCCUUGAAAAAUGUCUUUGCAAAUCCCUGUUUGCACUGCUGAGGCCAACACUGCAGCCCUGCUCAGGCUGGGCUGGAGCUGAGAUGUGUGAAACAGCUGAGCUGCAGGGAUGUGACUGUGGAUGAGGGAAACACCACCCAGGCAGGAGCAUUGGCCUCAGCAGCAGCAAACCCCACUGCUGACACAGUUUUAGGGCUCCAGAGAGUGGAAAAUGUUACUCCCUGAUGUUCUGUGGGGUGAACAUGGACUGUUACUUCUACAGCUGUUGCCAGGGUGAAGCUCUGAAGCUGGGUGAGCCAGGGGUGCCCUGGGGUCACUGCUGGGCACAGCUGUGUCCUGGAUGCUCCUCCUCCCCCCAAAGGGCUCAUCCCUGCUGCUCCAGCCUUGUUGUGGUGGUGUUGCCACUGGGGAAGGAGAACACCAACCCUGUGAGCUCAGGGGGAAGGAGGGGCUGAGCUCUGUGCUGUUUGUGUGGGGUGACCUGUGCUGAGCUCCUGCCCUCCCAGCAUGCCUGACUCCAGGGCCAGGCCUCCCCCUCAAGCUGCUGCUGUGUGUGUGUGUGUGAGUCUCCAGCUGCUUUAUCUUUGGACUUGAAUAAUAAAUCUUGAUUGGCAAAGAAGUGA
Molecule: messenger RNA, 1816 nt
Organism: Melospiza melodia melodia
Lineage: Eukaryota; Metazoa; Chordata; Aves; Passeriformes; Passerellidae
Gene: CCDC43
Product: coiled-coil domain containing 43
Exons: 5
Coding region: 16-693 (225 amino acids)
Source: RefSeq, a predicted model, not a curated record